AUGUCGUCAUCACCAUCUCGCGGUUCACAAGGAACUACCCCACCGCUACCAGGAAUGUCGUCAUCGAAGUCUAUUGGUACACAAAGUACCGGUCAACCACCACAAGGAAUGACGUCAUCCCCAUCUUUUGGUUCACAUGGUACUACCCGACCGCUGCCAGGGGUGUCGUCAACGAAAUCUAUGGGCACACAAAGUACUAACCAAGCGCCAAAAGGAGUAACAUCAUCUUCAACGGAUUCCACACGUGGUACUACCAAGUCAUUACAUGGAAUGACGUCCUCACCAAUUAGCGGCUCACAAGUAACAACCCAACCGCCACCAAGAAUAUCGUCAUCGAAGUCUACUGGUACACAAGGAACCUCCCAAUCACCACAUGGAAUGACAUCAUCCUCAGCUUCUGGUUCACAUAGUACUACCCAACCACUACUAGGAAUGUCGUCAACGAAAUUUAUGGUCACACAAAAUACAAACCAAUCGCCAAAUGGGAUGACAUCAUCUCCAUCCGUUUUUACACGUGGUACAACCCAAUCGUUAUAUGGAAUGACGUCAUCACCAUAUCGCGGUUCACAAGGAACUACCCCACCGCUACCAGGAAUGUCGUCAUCGAAGUCUAUUGGUACACAAAGUACCGGUCAACCACCACAAGGAAUGACGUCAUCCCCAUCUUUUGGUUCACAUGGUACUACCCGACCGCUGCCAGGAGUGUCGUCAACGAAAUCUAUGGGCACACAAAGUACUAACCAAGCGCCAAAAGGAGUAACAUCAUCUUCAACCGAUUCCACACGUGGUACUACCAAGUCAUUACAUGGAAUGACGUCCUCACCAAUUAGCGGCUCACAAGUAACAACCCAACCGCCACCAAGAAUAUCGUCAUCGACGUCUACUGGUACACAAGGAACCCCCCAAUCACCACAUGGAAUGACAUCAUCUUCAGCUUCUGGUUCACAUAGUACUACCCAACCGCUACUAGGAAUGUCGUCAACGAAAUUUAUGGUCACACUAAAUACUAACCAAUCGCCAAAUGGGAUGACAUCAUCUCCAUCCGUUUCUACACGUGGUACAACCCAAUCGUUACAUGGAAUGACAUCAUCACAAUCUUCUGGUUCAACCCGACCGCUACCAGGAAUGUCGUCAACGAAAUAUAUGGGCACACGAAGUACUAACCAAGCGCCAAAUGGGAUGACAUCGUCUUCAUCCGUUUCUACACGUGGUACUACCCAGUCUCCGCAUGGAAUGACGUCAUCACCAUCAAAUGUUGCACAAGGCACAUCAUCUCCGCCAAAUAAGAUGACGUCUUCACAUAUUAAUGGUACAUCUGGUAUUACACCACCUGCAAACGGAAUGUCGUCAUCACCAUCUCGCGGUUCACAAGGAACUACCCCACCGCUACCAGGAAUGUCGUCAUCGAAGUCUAUUGGUACACAAAGUACCGGUCAACCACCACAAGGAGUGACGUCAUCCCCAUCUUUUGGUUCACAUGGUACUACCCGACCGCUGCCAGGGGUGUCGUCAACGAAAUAUAUGGGCACACAAAGUACAAACCAAGCGCCAAAAGGAGUAACAUCAUCUUCAACCGUUUCCACACGUGGUACUACCAAGUCAUUACAUGGAAUGACUUCCUCACCAAUUAGCGGCUCACAAGUAACAACCCAACCGCCACCAAGAAUAUCGUCAUCGAAGUCUACUGGUACACAAGGAACCUCCCAAUCACCAAAUGGAAUGACAUCAUCCUCAGCUUCUGGUUCACAUAGUACUACCCAACCGCUACUAGGAAUGUCGUCAACGAAAUUUAUGGUCACACAAAAUACAAACCAAUCGCCAAAUGGGAUGUCAUCAUCUCCAUCCGUUUCUACACGUGGGACAACCCAAUCGUUACAUGGAAUGGCGUCAUCACCAUCAGCGGUUCACAAGGAACCACCCCAACGCUACCAGGAAUGUCGUCAUCAAAGUCUAUUGGUACACAAAGUACCGGUCAACCACCACAACGAAUGA
Mizuhopecten yessoensis (Yesso scallop) is the source of this 1992-nucleotide messenger RNA. Its product is annotated as mucin-5AC-like. The record is from RefSeq and is a predicted model, not a curated record. NCBI's taxonomy places the organism in Eukaryota, Metazoa, Mollusca, Bivalvia, Pectinida, Pectinidae. The transcript has a single exon. Bases 1 to 1992 code for a protein of 663 amino acids.